CCAGCUCUGCCCCCGGCCCGCCCGACCCCGGCCCCGGCCCCGGCCCAGCCCUUAUCUGAUCCCACUUGGCGCUUAAGAGCCCCGGCCCGCCGCCUCGCCGCGCUCCGCUCCGCUGCGCGCUCCUGCCCGCCCCGUCUGCCCUUCCGACCCGCUGCCCGCCCAGGGCCCACCCCUCCCGGACCCAAGAUGGCCUCGGUGGCCAAGGUGUACUAUAGCCAGACGACGCAGACGGAGAGCCGCCCGCUGGUGGGCCCGGGGCUGCGGCGGCGCCGCGUGCUGACCAAGGACGGCCGCAGCAACGUGCGCAUGGAGCACAUCGCCGACAAGCGCUUCCUCUACCUCAAGGACCUGUGGACCACCUUCAUCGACAUGCAGUGGCGCUACAAGCUGCUGCUCUUCUCCGCCACCUUCGCGGGCACCUGGUUCCUCUUCGGCGUGGUGUGGUACCUGGUGGCCGUGGCGCACGGGGACCUGCUGGAGCUGGGCCCGCCGGCCAACCACACGCCGUGCGUGGUGCAGGUGCACACGCUCACGGGCGCCUUCCUCUUCUCGCUCGAGUCGCAGACCACCAUCGGCUACGGCUUCCGCUACAUCAGCGAGGAGUGCCCGCUGGCCAUUGCGCUGCUCAUCGUGCAGCUGGUGCUCACCACCAUCCUGGAGAUCUUCAUCACGGGCACCUUCCUGGCCAAGAUCGCGCGGCCCAAGAAGCGCGCGGAGACCAUCCGCUUCAGCCAGCACGCCGUGGUGGCGGCGCACGACGGCAAGCCGUGCCUCAUGAUCCGCGUGGCCAACAUGCGCAAGAGCCUCCUCAUCGGCUGCCAGGUGACGGGCAAGCUGCUGCAGACGCACCAGACCAAGGAGGGCGAGAGCAUCCGCCUCAACCAGGUCAACGUGGCCUUCCAGGUGGACACGGCCUCCGACAGCCCCUUCCUCAUCCUGCCCCUGACCUUCUACCACGUGGUGGACGAGGCCAGCCCGCUCAAGGACCUGCCGCUGCGCAGCGGCGAGGGCGACUUCGAGCUGGUGCUCAUCCUCAGCGGCACGGUGGAGUCGACGAGCGCCACGUGCCAGGUGCGCACGUCCUACCUGCCCGAGGAGAUCCUGUGGGGCUACGAGUUCACGCCCGCCAUCUCUCUGUCGGCCAGCGGCAAGUACGUGGCCGACUUCAGCCUCUUCGACCAGGUGGUGAAGGUGGCGCCGCCCGCCGGCCUGCGCGACAGCAGCGCGGGUGCCGGCCGCUGCGGGGACCCCGAGAAGCUGAAGCUGGAGGAGUCGUUGCGGGAGCAGGCGGAGAAGGAGGGCGGCGCCCUGAGCGUGCGCAUCAGCAACGUCUGACGGGGCGGGGGGCGCCGCCCACCUCCGCUGCCCGUGGCCAGAGCUGCCCGCCCGCGCCCCCGCCCCAUACACCCCCCCCCCGCCCCGACCCUGUGCCCUCCCUGCCCACCAGCCGGGGUGCGGGGGCGGAGAGGCGGCUAGAGCCAGGGUGGGAGGCUGACCCCGGAGGCCGCGCAGCUGGGUGGACACGCCCACCUGCCCAGCCAGCAGGUUCCCGAAGGCCAGACCCUCUCCCUCUCCCCCCCCCCCUCGGAGCCUUGCCCCAGGGAGACGGGACUGCACCCCCGUGCGGGCUCCCCGGCCGAGGGGGCUCUGGGCACCCAGGAAGAGGACGGAGCUGUUCCCCACAAGGGCCCUGCCCCUGGGAAAUGGGAUAGCAGUGCCAGGGGCCAGCGCCGAUGGUCACUCCAGACCCCAAGUGUGUCCCCCAGUCACACAGCCCCUCCGCCCCUCUCCCCCCAGCCCUGCGCCAGCUCCGUGGAGGGAGGGGGGAAGCCCGGACUCCUGCUGGCCCGUCCCCAGGAGGCGGCAGCACACCAGCAGUGGCCACAGGGAAUUUACUCCGAUUCCCGGCGGCUUUGGAAGGUCCGGGCUAAGCCGGGAGUGACCACAGAUGCCACCAUUCUUGUGCCCCUCCCCGUGUCCCCGAGAGGUGCAGCCAUGUCGGGAUGCAGAGGGGUGCGGGGGACUCGGCCUUGUCAUCCCAGACAAGUGCUCUCCCGGCCUGCCCGGGAAAGGCAUCGAGUCGGCUGGCUCUGCCCCUGCAUGGCUGUGCUCGGGCACCCGAGUCUGCCGGACCCAUCUGGGGCUCCCUGGGCGGUGGGGGCCGUGUGGCGCAGGUGCAGCUGGGCUGGGCCCCAUGAGGGCCUGCGUGGAGCAGGUGUGCCGGUCUCAGGGCUGUCACCCUGGUUCUGAGUCCCACCUGGGCUGGUGUGCAGUGUCGGGGAGGGGGGGGUGCCACGGCCCCCAAGGUGACUGCACUGGUGCGUCCCCUCAGCUCCCCGUGCUGAGAAGGACCCGCCCCUCCCCUUCCCCCAGCAGCUCCCUGCCCCCCAGACCCCAGGAGACUGGACCAGACCCGCACAGAAGCAGAGCCAGUUCCGGGCCCCCAACGUCCUCAACCCCGACCCCCCAGCUCUUCCCCAGGGAGGGCGGGCGCGUGCGCGUUUGUGCAAGCGAUGCAUGCCUCUGCAGGCAUGUGAAGGCGCAUGCAUGCAAGUGAGAGUGCAACUGUGCGAAUGUGUGCGUGUGUGCAAGUGCAUAUGCAUGUGUUUGUGCAUGGGUGCGAGUGCGUGCGUGUGUGCAAGUGCAUAUGCCAGCGUAUGGGUGCAAGUAUGUGCGAGGAGAGGUGCAGGUGCCCCCAACUUCCUGGUGAGUCCUGAGGUCCCACCGCCCCCCCCCAGACUAGACAAUGUCCUCUCACCCUUUGGCCUGUCCCCUCCACACCGCAAACUCUGCCUUAAGUUGCACUUUAUGCCCCAGUUCUGGGAUGCACUUGGCCUCUUCUCCCGGGGGCCUCCGUCCCCAGCCCCCAGCCCUGCCGUCAGGCCCGAGAAGCAGCGGCAUUGGGGAGCUGAGGGCUGUAGUCGUGCACGGGAGGGGAGAGCCGGCGGCCCCUUUGAGGAGAAACUUCAUCUGUGUGUAGAGACGGGACGCUGCAGCUGCUGAGAGCACAGACCCUGCUCAGCGGUGGGCGGGGGGGCGCGUGGGAGGGAGGGUGCUGUGUCUGUGGGGUGAGGGUGGCGCCUCUGAGACAGGCUUCCAGUCUGCAGCGCCCUGGGGCUGGCGGCUCCAAGUCCCACCAGGUCCACACUUCCUUGGGAAAUAAAAGUGCCUUCUGCUUCCUUCUUCCAAGUUCACGGUUUUCCCCUCCUCCCGCUGGGCGGGGGCCUGCGACAUCAGCUCCCAGGGGAGGCCCGGAGGUGGCAGAAUCCGAGCCCAGAACCCGAGCUGCUGGGCCCGAGAUGCUCCAAGGCAGAGGCCCAGGGCCCAGGGCGCAGAGCAAGUGCGAGGUCGCAGCCCCUGUGCCCUCCGAAGCCUGUGCUUCACCGGGUGGCUCAGUAGCGGCCAGGGCCACCCCCCUAGGACCAGGGCGACCACCCGCUGCUAGUUCCUUGGUCUGCCUGCAGGUAACAGCUCCCUCACGGGCUCGGCAGUGCUAACCCGACGCCAGCAGAGGCAUCUAGGAGCGCUUCCCCCUUACUGCGUUACACACUAAACCCGGCCCGCGCGUGGAAGAAAGGAGACUCCGGGGAGGCUUUGGUUUAUUGGAUGUUAACUGUCUGUUCAGAACGAGCUACUAAAUAAAACAUGAUUCUGCUCUUU
Messenger RNA from Sorex araneus (European shrew), 3660 nucleotides. RefSeq names its product potassium inwardly rectifying channel subfamily J member 10 (gene KCNJ10). Gene Ontology annotation, biological process: regulation of monoatomic ion transmembrane transport; potassium ion import across plasma membrane. Gene Ontology annotation, cellular component: plasma membrane. The record is from RefSeq and is a predicted model, not a curated record. Lineage: Eukaryota; Metazoa; Chordata; Mammalia; Eulipotyphla; Soricidae. Gene Ontology annotation, molecular function: inward rectifier potassium channel activity. The coding region runs from base 187 to 1335 and encodes 382 amino acids. The transcript is spliced from 2 exons.